This is a messenger RNA of Pseudozyma hubeiensis SY62, 1239 nucleotides long. RefSeq lists its product as hypothetical. Bases 1 to 1239 code for a protein of 412 amino acids. Lineage: Eukaryota; Fungi; Basidiomycota; Ustilaginomycetes; Ustilaginales; Ustilaginaceae. The record is from RefSeq and is a predicted model, not a curated record. Gene Ontology annotation, cellular component: cytoplasm. The transcript has a single exon. Gene Ontology annotation, molecular function: protein binding. Gene Ontology annotation, biological process: regulation of translational initiation.
AUGGACCAAGAUGACGGCACUUCCACGAUAUCCGCCCUCAUAGCCCGCAUAGAAGCCUACACCUCCGACCCGAGCUCCUUCACCAUACCCGCAUCAUGGACACGCCACGAGCAAUGGCUCCAUGAUGAAGACCAACGCAUUGAUGCUGCAACUCAACUCGCAGAAGAGCUGAUGGCAUUGCAGAGCAUCUACACCGAUGAUGCGGUUCAUCUCUUACGAACCAUGCCUCUCGACGGCCAGCCUUCUACGUCAAGCGACGAGCAGCCGGGCAAAGAAGACACCGCCGACCCAAACUCCUGGCUACCAGGCUGCAAGCUCACGCUAUCCAUAUCCACCGACGUCGAGACCACAGAUGAGGACCCAAUACCAAUACGACUUGCAGCUACUCUGCCGCCGUUCUACCCGCACAGUGCAAGACCGCCGCAGCUGCAAUUGCUGUCCAAGUACGUGGGCGGGUUCAGUGUAGACGCCAAGCUGUUCGGCGAGAUAUUGAGGGCGUUCUAUCAUCAGGUGGAUCAUGCUGAUGGAGAAGCAGCUCAUGCGGAAGAGACGAGUGCUACUGCAGCGUGGGUUGGAGGGAGCAUGGACAAGGGGGUUCAAUGGUCCUCUGGAGAAGUGGUGUUGUUCGAAGGGAUAGAAUGGGUCAAGGAGAAGGUGACGGAUUGGUGGAACGGGAAGGAAGCGGAACGUGUCAAAGCCGCUCCUUCUCUCCCUACAAACGACGACUCAACACAACCUGCAAAUACCAGCAUCACCACCUUCUCCGACGCAACACCAGUCACCCAGCGUCCAAGCCCUUUUGCAGGAACACUCCAUCAAACCCAGCCCAUCAUCGAACGAAAAUCCGAAUUCAUCGGCUACGCCGCCCGUCUCACCUCACCCGACCAAGUCGCAUCCGUCCUCUCACGCAUUCUCUCCGACAAACGAGUUGCACGAGCCACGCACCCGAUUAUCAACGCCUGGGUGUGCAGAGCUGCUGACGGCGUGGUGCACCGCGAUUGCGACGACGACGGCGAGACCGCGGCGGGUGGAAGGCUGGCGCACCUGCUGAGCAUUUUGGAGUUGGAGAAUGUGAUCGUCGUGGUGACGAGGUGGUACGGUGGUGUGCAUUUGGGUCCGGAUCGGUUCAAGUUGAUCAAUAGGGCGGCGAGGGAGGCGUUGGAUUUGGGUGGGUUUGUUGGAAAGAAUGCGGGUGAGGAUGCGGGCAAGGGCAAAGGUAUGGGCAAGAGGAACGUAUGA